CAUUGUGUAAUAACAGGAUACAAGCUGUUUUGAGGAAUGUGACUAGAAUGUAAACAGUGCUCUGGUGGUAACGUUAGCUAAGGGUUGUUGUAAACAGUAUGUGUAGCUAUCUUUGAUAUUGUCGCUUCACGAUAGAUUUUCUCGAGCUGUGAUGACACUUUAUUACUGAUUACUUAUUCGCCGUCUCCUGCUCCCUCCUGUCGAUUGAUUGCAUACAUGAUUCAUAUGCUGUCAAUAUGACCAAAGAUAUUAUUCUUGGAGAUGAAUUACCAGACUGGGUGGGAGCCAAGGAGUUUUACCAGAAAUAUGACCCUAAAGAGGUGAUUGGCAGGGGUGUGAGCAGUGUGGUGCGCAGGUGUAUGCACAGACAUGGGGGUCAGGAGCUGGCGGUGAAGAUUAUUGAGAUCACAGCGGAGAAGAUGACAGUCCAGCAGCUGGAAGAGGUGAAAACUUCUACGCUGAAGGAGAUUCAUGUCCUCAACAUGGUGAAAGGACACUCCUCAAUCAUCACUCUCAUUGAUUCCUAUGAAUCCACAACCUUCAUAUUUUUGGUGUUUGACCUCAUGAGGCGAGGAGAACUGUUUGACUACCUCACAGAAAAAGUUACUUUGAGCGAGAAGGAAACCAGGAGUAUGAUGCGAGCCCUGCUGGAGGCCGUGCAGUACCUCCACUCCCUCAACAUCGUCCACCGGGACUUAAAACCUGAGAACAUCCUCCUGGAUGAUCAGGGACACAUCAAACUGUCUGACUUUGGUUUCUCAGUGCAGCUACAACCAGGAGAGAAGCUUAGAGAACUUUGCGGGACGCCUGGUUAUUUGGCCCCUGAAAUACUGAAAUGUUCGAUGGAUGAAAUGCACGCAGGCUAUGGCCAAGAGGUCGACCUCUGGGCGUGUGGCGUGAUCCUUUUCACCUUACUGGCCGGCUCGCCACCCUUCUGGCAUCGCAAGCAGAUGCUAAUGCUGAGGAUGAUCAUGGAGGGUCGCUAUCAGUUCGGCUCCCCCGAGUGGGAUGACAGGUCUGACACUGUGAAAGAUCUGAUAUCCAGACUCCUGGUGGUGGACCCAGCUGUCCGUCUCACUGCAGAGCAAGCUUUAGCACAUCCCUUCUUCAGACAGUACCAGAAGGAGGACGUGCGACUCUUCAGUCCCAGAAAGACAUUUAGGGUGCUGAUAGUCAGUGUGCUGGCCUGCAUCAGGAUGUACAGCCGUUACCGCAGGGCUCGGCCGCUGACUCGGGAGGUGCUGGCCAGAGAUCCUUACUCCCUCCGCGGUGUCCGCAAACUCAUCGAUGGCUGCGCAUUCCGCAUCUACGGGCACUGGGUGAAGAAAGGGGAGCAGCAGAACCGAGCCGCCCUCUUUCAGAACACAGCUAAGAUCAUGCUGCUGGGCCUGGAGGACUUCGAAACAUAAAAAGGUCAAACCUCAUUCCUAACCACGAUGAUUUGUAUUUAAACAUUUGCAUGUGCUGUCAUGGCAGUGUUUGUCUUUACGAAUUACCGUGUUUAAUUUUAAGAUGAGGAGUUCAGGGACCAGGAUGUUUGCAUUCCUUAAUGCACACCGUGGUUCUGCGAGUUAAAGAUAAGCACGCACAUCUUUUCUUAUCUGCCCUGUGAUCCAAGUUUGAGGCUGUUUGAAUCCCUUCUUGUCAGGUCAUCAUGUUUGCAGUGCCACUUUGCAGUAGAGGACAGAUUGCACAAUCGUUUGAUAUAACACAUCACAUACAUAUACAAUAUGUGUGUUUAGGACUUUACCUGUUGAUCGUCAGUUACAACUGAGGAGAGGAGUGUGUCGAAGCACUGCAGUGGACAUUAAAGCACUGUGAUUUACUAUUUAAUAGAUAAUAAUUAUAGACACAUAAUGCAACAAGGUUCAAAUGUACAGAUAUUCUAGUGCUACAAAGCAGUACCAGAAGACAUGUGAAACAUUCAAUUACAGUAUUUUUGGUCGAGUGUCCUGUAGCUGUCAUGCAUGCAGACAUUCCUCAAUAGGAAACCCAUUUUAGCUAACUGUGAAGACUGUGUGACUGUAUUUCUUGUUCAAUAACCAACAACAUUCCCUCCGUUUAUUCCUCCGUUUAAUAAGAGGCACUUUUCCUGAAUGUGCCUCCCUCAGAAAUGUACUGUAAUUGUACAAAUGCAGAUAUAUAUGUACUGUAUAUGAAGAACAAAGAAUUUAUUGACAAUAAAACUAAUGUUUGAGCUUGAAA
This is a messenger RNA of Cottoperca gobio, 2205 nucleotides long. RefSeq names its product phosphorylase kinase, gamma 2 (testis) (gene phkg2). Gene Ontology annotation, cellular component: phosphorylase kinase complex. Gene Ontology annotation, molecular function: phosphorylase kinase activity; calmodulin binding; ATP binding. The transcript has 10 exons. Bases 237 to 1409 code for a protein of 390 amino acids. Gene Ontology annotation, biological process: glycogen metabolic process; protein phosphorylation. NCBI's taxonomy places the organism in Eukaryota, Metazoa, Chordata, Actinopteri, Perciformes, Bovichtidae. The record is from RefSeq and is a predicted model, not a curated record.